Daphnia magna is the source of this 1149-nucleotide messenger RNA. RefSeq names its product glycine-rich protein 1. Lineage: Eukaryota; Metazoa; Arthropoda; Branchiopoda; Diplostraca; Daphniidae. The transcript has 6 exons. The record is from RefSeq and is a predicted model, not a curated record. Bases 129 to 968 code for a protein of 279 amino acids.
GACAGAGUAGUCCAGUCAAAUCAUCAGUCACUUCUGAGUAUUUCGUCCCAACAGCAGCCCAGUAAUAAACUUCGCAUCUUUCGGAUUGAUACCUGUUCUAUCAUUCAAGCCAAAAAUAAAAAUACAAAAUGAAAUACUUGGUCGUUUUCGUUGCUGUUUUUGUUGCUGUUUACGCUGCAGAGGACAGCUACACCCGGGACAAACGUGGUUUCGCUAGCGGUGGAUACGGUUCUUCAUCUGGUGGGUCCAGCCAUGGUGGCGGUUCAAGCGGGUACGGAAGCGGAGCAGGUGGGGCUGCAGCCAUCGCCCAGCAGGCAGCCAAUCAGGCUAAAGCGGCUCAGAAUGCCCAAGCUGGAGCUGCUGCCCAGGCAGCUCAACAAGCCACUGCCCAGCUGGCCGCACAGGCCACUCAAGCGGCUCAACAAGCCCAGGCUGUUGUCGCUGCCAAACAAGCUCAGGCCGCACAGAUCUCGCAAGCUGCUCAGGCCGCACAGGCUGCCGCCCAGGCCGAAGCUUCAUUGGCUGCCCAGACCUCUCAGGCCGCUCAGGCUGUAGAAGCCACCCAAACCCAGGCUCUGCAACAGGCUCAAGCUCUUGCUGCGGCUUCCGCUGCAGCUCGUGCUCACGCUUCCACCGCCACUUCAGCCCUUCAAGCUGUCCAAGCUGUUGUGAACGCCCAAUCCCAGAUGGCUUCUCAGGCUCAGUCCAACGCCCAGCAUUUGGCAGCCAAACAACAAGCUUCCCUAUCUGAUCUGGCAGCUGCCCAACAGGCCGCCAACAAGGCAUACGCUGCCGCUCAAGCCGCUCAGGCCAACGUUGUCGGUGCUGGAAGCUACAGCGGUGGUGGUUACAGCAGCGGAGGCAGCAGCAGCAGCGGCAGCAGCAGCAGCAGCCAUUACGGCGGAAGUUCGAGCGGAAGCUCCGGCGCCCGACCCGUCCCCAUCUUGUGCGGAGGUGGAAUUUGUUAAACUUUUCAAACGUUGUUUCUACCUACCCACUCAACUGCAUGGAUGUCGAUUUUUGCAAAAAAAACGUUAGCGUUGAUCGCAUUGACGUUUGAAACAUUAGAAUAGAUCUUUCUAUAUCCCACUAUUUUAUUUAGCCGAGUUUUCAAUUCAUCCCAUAAAAAAUAAAGCAAAAUGAAAAGAA